This is a messenger RNA of Paramecium sonneborni, 591 nucleotides long. NCBI's taxonomy places the organism in Eukaryota, Ciliophora, Oligohymenophorea, Peniculida, Parameciidae. The record is from the annotation of a GenBank genome assembly.
AUGCAUUUAUUUAUGAUCAAGUAAAUAGAUGAAUAAGAUUAAUUCAUUAAUUAUUAAAAUAAUAGAAGAAUUCAAACUGUAUUAUUAUCAUUAACGUAGUUAGAAAUUCAUUUUGAAUUAGAUAUAAAAAAAUAAGAGUUACAUUUAGAGAUGAAUAAAUGUCAAAAAGAUCCAGAUGCUAUCUAUUAAGAAGGAUUGAUAAUUUUAUUAUAGACAAAAAAAACUUGCAAAUUGUUUCAAUCUUUGAAAGUUGAUACUUAAUUUUAGGAUGAUUCAAAUAAUGUUAGAAUUCUACUUUUAUCAGGAUAAUUCAUGAACUUUAAUAAAUUUUAUCAAACAAAAAAGGUACAUUCACAUACAAUAGUUAUUCAUUGAUCCCAAGAAACAAUUCAAUUUGUUCUAAAGGAUUAGUGAAUUAUUUAAUUUCAGACAAGAAGUAAAAACCUAUAAAAUUUAAGAUAUAUUUAUUAAAUUUCUGAGAGAGAUUAUUUAAAUUUUUAAAAAGAGAAAUUGAUUGUUUUAUUCAAUAUAUAAGUUAUUAUGCAAAAGAGAGUAAUUCAAUAUUAAUCUCAUAUGAUUAUUUUAAGUUGA